Baudoinia panamericana UAMH 10762 is the source of this 1440-nucleotide messenger RNA. RefSeq lists its product as uncharacterized. Bases 1 to 1440 code for a protein of 479 amino acids. The record is from RefSeq and is a predicted model, not a curated record. Lineage: Eukaryota; Fungi; Ascomycota; Dothideomycetes; Mycosphaerellales; Teratosphaeriaceae. The transcript has 2 exons. Gene Ontology annotation, molecular function: LPPG:FO 2-phospho-L-lactate transferase activity.
AUGGCAGCGAACGCAAAUGGGCGACUCACUCCCUUGAGGACCGUUUCUGAACCACAGGACGUCGCAUCACCACGGAUCGGCGUUGUGGUCUUCUCCGGUGGCAGUGCCGCCAACAGUAUCGUGGAUGUGUUCGAGCAUGUCAGAGCAGCGAAUCACUCCACCUUGAGUUAUGUGAUACCCGUCAGUGACAAUGGCGGCUCAUCAAGCGAGCUGAUACGCGUCUUCGGCGGACCAGGUAUCGGCGACCUUCGGUCUCGCCUCGUUCGUUUGAUACCAAAGCAUGACGAAGAAGCUUCGGCGAUCAAGCAUUUCUUCAACUACCGUUUGCCCAAGUCAUAUGAACCAGCCCGCGCAGAAUGGCUCGAUAUCAUCGAGUCGACACACUCACUGUGGGUCGGCGUGUCAUCGCCGAAAAAGGAGCUCAUUCGCAGCAUUCUUAACACGAUCAAUUUGGAAAUGCUCAAGCGCCUGAGGCCGACGAGCAGAUUCGAUUUUUCGGGAGCGAGCAUAGGCAACCUGUUCCUGACCGGUGCGCGACUUUUCACUGGGAGCCUUGAGGCUGCUAUCUACCUGCUCUCAAGCAUCUGCGCCGUCCCGCCAACCGUCUCAGUGCUCCCCGUGGUGAACACCAAUUUCGCGUUCCACAUCGCCGCUGGACUGGCCAACGGGACUGUAAUCACAGGACAGAACAAUAUCAGUCACCCUAGUGCGCCCACUCGCGCUGUUCCUGGCGAAUCGCCAAUGUCGCCUGGAAGUAUUGCUCGAAGGGACGCCGAAGAACAGGACAAGGCAGAAGAUGCCAACGGACCAGGCACUUUACCAGAUCUCCGCAAGGCUGCCCUGACAUUUUCGAAAGAUCAUGAGGAGGAUCUUCCGGCCCGUAUUGAGCGGCUCUGGUACAUUAAUCCCUAUGGCAACCAGAUAAGCUACCCAGCGAAUCCGCGCGUGAUAGAUGCGCUCAACAAUGCCUCUUGCAUUAUCUACAGCAUUGGCUCUCUUUUCACCUCGAUUGUCCCGUCCCUGAUCCUUCGCGGUGUUGGCCAGGCAGUGAGCUCUACAAUGAUCCGGAGCAAAAUACUCAUCCUCAACGGCACGAUUGACCGUGAGACUGGACCGUCCACCGAUCCGUACACGGCAAUGGACUUUGUGGGCGCUAUUGCGAAUGCAUGCUGCGAGUCCCGUGGCUUGCCACAGCCUACCCAGGAUCAGUACUGGUACUACGUAACACACCUUGUUUAUUUGGAAAGUCCAACGACACCUCGAGUAGACCGAGAAGCCUUCAGUGUAGCCGGCAUCGAAGCCAUACGCCUUUAUGGACGAGGCGAGAACGGCAAAGGUGGACGCUACGACGCGAAGGCUUUGACGCAGGCUCUGGAAGCCAUUGUAGGGAGGAAGGAUCUGAAGAGUGACAAAACUCGGCGUAACACGCUUAUCGGAUGA